AUGUCAAUAUUCAAUUUAUAUGAAGAAGAUACAAUAAAUAUGGAUAAUACUAAUAAUAAUAACAUUAAUAAUCAACAGCCGAAUAAUCAAUUAAUUACAACAAUGACAUUACAACAACAACAAAAUCUAAUAUCACAAAAUUCAUCAUCAUCAAUAAAUUCAAUAUUUGAUGAUAAUUCAAAUAAUAAUAAUAAUAAUAACCUUUUAAAAACUCAAUCAAGUACAUCAACAAUAACUCCAAUUUUAUCAAGAAAUGGAUCAAUAAGGUAUAAUCACAAACUUUCAUCAAAUAAUUUAAAAUUAACUAAAAUAUCGACAAAAGAUGAAGAAUUUUUAUCUAACUUAAAUCAAAAAUUAAAUAACUUGUCACAAUCUCAACAACAACAACAACAACAACAACCAAUAAUAGAAUCAUCAAAUGAAAAAUUAAUAAUCCUUUUAGUAGGAUUACCAGCAAGUGGUAAAUCAACAGUUUGUAAACAAUUUAAAACUUAUAUCAAUUCUAAAACCAAAUAUAAUUCACAAAUAUAUAAUGCAGGUGAUAUAAGAAGAAUAUCAAAUAAUUUUAAACAAACAAAUUCAAAUUUUUUUAAUCCUUCAAAUACUGAAGGGAUAGCAAAAAGAGAAGAAUAUGCAAUUAUGUGUUUAGAUAAUUUAAUUCAAGAUUUAAUUACUAAUAAAAUUAAUAUUGGAUUUUUUGAUGCAACAAAUACAACAAAAGAAAGAAGAAAUAAAUUAAUUAAUAAAAUAAACAAUAUACCGAAUUUUCAACCAAAAAUUAUAAUAUUUGAUAUAAAAUGUUUAAAUUUAAAUUUAUUAGAAUUUAAUAUUUUAAAUGGUAAAUUAAAUAAUCUUGAUUAUUUCUUAGAAGUUGAUAAAUCAAGAGCAUUAUAUGAUUUUAAAACUAGAAUAAAUCAUUAUUUAAAAGUUUAUCAACCUGUAACAAAAGAAGAAAUUUUUGAAUAUGAUAAUAAACUUGAUGGAUAUAUUAAUUUUUUAAAUGGUGGUGAAUCAUUUGAAAUUGAAAAAUUAUGUAAUGAAAAAUUAGAAGAAAGUGAAUGGUAUUUUAAUUUAAUUAAUGAAUUUAAAUGCAAUUAUAUGAAUGAAUUUGGUAAUGAAUAUAUUAAAAAUUUUGAAAAUUGGAAGAAAAAUUAUAAUGAUGUUAAAAAUGACAAUAAUAAUACAGAAACGAGACAAGCGAUAGAAUUAAAAUUAGAAUAA
Molecule: messenger RNA, 1221 nt
Organism: Lodderomyces jiufengensis
Lineage: Eukaryota; Fungi; Ascomycota; Pichiomycetes; Serinales; Debaryomycetaceae
Product: 6-phosphofructo-2-kinase
Exons: 1
Coding region: 1-1221 (406 amino acids)
Biological process (GO): fructose metabolic process; fructose 2,6-bisphosphate metabolic process
Cellular component (GO): cytosol
Molecular function (GO): ATP binding; 6-phosphofructo-2-kinase activity
Source: RefSeq, a predicted model, not a curated record